UGAGCACAGUUUUGAGCGAUCUUCCUCCCACCAAGUUCACCGACUUGGGAAUUCACGUUCUGAAGGCGUUCAUCAGUUCAGAUCUGAACUCUCUCUGUCAGGCUGGCCUUUUCUUUCGCGAAUCCACUUCCUGGCUGAGCUUCUUAGUAUAGUGGGUCGUCGACAUGCCUCCUCGUCGAGAUGUGGCUGUCGCGGCGGCAGGUGCAGCGGCUGUUGCCGCUGGAGGCGCAGCAGGCGGACAGCCGCAACAGCAACAGCAGCAGCAGCAGAAUCCGAUCAUGUCCAUGAUUCGCAUGGCCAUGUUCUGGUACAUGAUCAGCAAUUUCUUCUUCAAGAAACCACCCAAGGAUCCAGCCAUGCUUUCUCGGAACCUCUUCCGAAAGGGCGAGGACCUGGACAUGUGGGUCUACUUAACAGAGGCUGAGAAAUUUAGCAAUUUCCAAGACGAGUCGGCACUCGUAUGGACGGAGUCCGGGAUUCCUUACACGAUGUACGAUGGUCCUGCUGCACGAAGGACCCUUGAUUUUACCUACUAUCCUUCUAAGGCCGUCACAGAGGGCAAUGGAACUGUCUUUGCACAUGUUUUCUUCGCCAAGUCUGGAUUUUCUCCAGACCCAACGGACCAGUUAUACGAUCAAUCUUCAACCUUUUCCAAGACCCACCCUCUAGUCGCGUAUUAUCCUCGGCCCAAGGUGGACACGCGGAAGCGGCUGCUGGGAGGGGGCUCAGAUGCAAACGAUACUGCUGGCGAGCCGCCGCCGCCAUCUCCCAAGGCAGAAGCAGGGAGUGAGAAAGGUGAUGCACCAGCAAUACCAGAAGAGGUGGAGUGGAUUGGCUUUUGGAAGCCAAAUCUCACAAUUUCACUAAUCGACGACUUCACUGCGUAUCCUCGAACAGCAAUUCCCGAGAUUUUCCACAAACACAUGACGUUUGACCCCCAGACGGGCAAUUACUUCCCCACGCUCUACAUGAACGAGUUCUGGCUGCUGCGGGACAAGCUCACCCAGCUGAACGGCACUGUAUCGGAGGUGCCUCUAUCGAUGGUGGUGGAGACGCUGCCGGCGUGGCGGUGGCAUAUCUACCUGUCCAUGGACCAGUCGUUCAAGCUGCAGCAGCAGUUCGGCACGGCCGUGGAGUCAGAGGCAGACGAGCUCAAGAGGGUGUUCCUGGAGGGCAAUCCUAUCCUGCUCGGGGUCACAGUGGUGGUCUCCAUCCUGCACUCCGUCUUCGACUUCUUCGCCUUCAAGAAUGACAUCCAGUUUUGGAACCAGAACAAGUCCAUGGAGGGCCUGUCGGCGCGCUCAGUGGUGAUCAACUUUGUGUGCCAGCUCAUCAUCUUCCUCUACCUGCUGGACAACCACACCUCGUGGCUCAUCCUCAUUUCUGCCGCAAUCUCCUGUGGCAUUGAAUUCUGGAAGAUUGGCAAGGCCAUGCAUGUGGAGAUUGAUGGAUCGGGCAGAAUCCCGUGGCUGCGGUUCCGAGACCGGGACUCGUAUGCUCGCAACAAGACCAAGGAGUACGACGCCCUCGCCAUGCGCUACUUCUCCUACGUGCUCUACCCGCUCGUUGCCGGCUAUGCUAUUUACUCACUAGUGUAUGAGACACACAAGAGCUGGUACUCGUGGGUGCUCAACUCGCUCACCGGCUGCGUGUAUACUUUUGGUUUCAUCAUGAUGUGCCCGCAGCUGUUCAUCAACUACAAGCUCAAGUCUGUGGCGCACCUGCCAUGGCGCCAGAUGACCUACAAGUUCCUCAACACCAUUGUGGAUGACCUGUUCGCGUUUGUCAUCAAGAUGCCCACGCUGCACCGAUUGUCUGUGUUCCGAGAUGACAUCAUCUUCCUCAUCUUCCUGUACCAGCGCUGGAUCUAUCCCGUCGAUAAGAAGCGCGUCAACGAGUUUGGAUUCGGAGGCGAACCCGAGGGAGUUGCUGGUGCUGCAGCUGGUUCUUCUGUUACAGCAGACGGUACGGAAACAGACAGGCUGACAGCUGCUGAGGCAGAAGUUGCUGCUGCUGCUGCUGCCGCUGGUGCUGCUGAGGGCAGUGAGGGGAGGGCAGGGGAGGAGGGUGCAACUGGUGCAGCUGGUGGUGAUGGUGGUGGCGCAGCGGUGCGUGGGGUGUCGGAGGAAGGGCUUGUGAGGAGAGGCAAGGGGAAGGAGAAGGGGAAGGGAGGCAAGGGGGGUGGUGAGGGGGAGGAGAGCGCUGAGGAGAAUGACAAGCUGAAAGAGAAAUGAGUAGCAGGGGAGAAAUGAGGUACAUGGGCUCGAGGGUCAGAGUCAUGGUUAACUGAUGCUGACGCAGGUUCUCAUGGCAGCUGCUGCUGCUUUAAUCUGACCUGGCUGCAAGUAGUGUGCUGCUUUUGCAUCACUUCCAUUAGUUGUAGAAUGGUGCAAUUUCCCUACAAAAUACACAGCUUGAGAUUAGGAAUAAAACUCUGUACACAAAUGAGAAUCUUCAUGCAAAGAAUGUGU
Molecule: messenger RNA, 2471 nt
Organism: Closterium sp. NIES-67
Lineage: Eukaryota; Viridiplantae; Streptophyta; Zygnematophyceae; Desmidiales; Closteriaceae
Source: the annotation of a GenBank genome assembly